ACUCUCUCGCAGUGUAUGCCAUGUACGGAGAAGACGCCAGUGAUCCAGCAAGUGUGCAGGAAACCACUUUGGCCCUGAGCCCUCCACUCUAUUUGCGUUUUUCCAACAUCAGCCAUGCCUCUGUCAGGGUCAACUGGGAGGCGGCUUUACAUGCUGUGAAAAAACACUGCAUAACGUAUAUCUCCAGCACGGGGAGCAACACUGGAGAGGUGGAAGUUCCUGGCUACGCAUCCUUUGUUGUGUUGAAGCCUCUCUUGUCACUGACAAAGUAUUUUGUCAGCGUGGUUUCUGUUUACGAAGAAGGCGACUCCUUCCCUGUGACAGGCAAUAUAACGACAUUAAAGGUGCCACCGCCCAGUCACCUGAAGGUCACCGAGCUCUCAGGAGGUUCGGUCCGGCUGGAAUGGGAAGCAUCUGCAGCGUCCGAUGUGGUUGUCUACCAGAUCAAAUGGAAUGUGCUUGGCGAAGAGAGGGCUCAGGAGCUGUCUGUUGCUGGAAACCUGGCAUCUUCUAUUCUUCCUGGUCUGAAAAAGAACACUGAGUACCAGAUCUCAAUUUGGGCAUUUUACAGAGACGGUGCUCAGAGUGAUAUCAUCUCAGUCCGGCACAGGAUCACAUCUCUUUUGCCAAGACUGCCCACGACAAGAGGAUCUGUCUCCUUCAAAACUGAGGGAUGUCCUGUUCUUGGCUCCAUGGAAGGCUCUCUGCAAGGUUAUGACAUGAUGGAGGCAUUUGGACUAACGGAAAAGGAGUAUGCCUCCACCAAAGGCGUUGCUCUGGAACCAUACAUCUUCCUGGGAACUCACACUUACACCCUCUUCAGGGAUAUCCAGCUAACCCGGAAGACAAGUGAAGUGUUUCCUUCUGGGAUUCCUGCUGAAUACACCAGCACUUUCCUUCUCCGACUAUUGCCAGAAAGCCCCAGGGAAGCCUUUGCUGUGUGGCAGAUAACAGACGAGGACUAUCAGCCUGUUCUUGGCAUCAUACUUGACUCCAAUAAAAAAUCCUUGAUAUAUUUCCAUCGUGACUAUGAAGCCGACGUCGAGGAAGUCACCUUUGAUCAACAGGACGUGAAGAAGAUAUUCUAUGGAAGCUUUCACAAGGUGCACAUAUCCGUGAGCCGUUCCAGGGUCAGACUCUAUAUUGACUGCAAGAAAAUAGCAGAGAAAUCGCUUGGCAACUCGGAAAGCAUUUCAACAGCUGGCUUUGUCAUGCUAGGGAAGCUGAUGAGGACGCGAGGACCACGGAGUGGGUCAGCAGCGUUUCAGCUGCAGUCUUUGCAGAUCGUGUGCAGCAGUUUGUGGGCUGAAGAGGACAAAUGUUGUGAUGUCCCAGCAUUGAGAGAUGAAGAGGCCUGUCCCAGCUUCUUUCCUUCCUGCAGCUGCACAUCAGAGACCCCAGGCCCUCCAGGCCCCCCGGGCACUCCUGGGAGGAGAGGACCACAGGGGGAACAAGGCGAGCCGGGCCCCAAGGGUGAGGCAGGUCCACCUGGUCAAGUUGGAGCAGAAGGUCCAGGAGGACAGCAAGGGACACCAGGCUCCCAAGGGUUGGCUGUACAGGGCCCCAUAGGACCACCAGGUAUUAAAGGGGACAAAGGGGACAAUGGCAGCCCAGGGAUGCAGGGUAUGAUGGGUCCUCAGGGCCCUCCGGGGAAAGAUGGAAUUCAAGGAUCAAAGGGUGUUCGAGGACUUGAAGGCACAGCUGGUCCACCUGGUCCACCAGGACCAAGGGGCUUCCAGGGCAUAGCAGGCGGCCGAGGCAGCAGCGGGGAGAGGGGUCCCCCAGGGGAAGUUGGACCAACGGGGCUGCCUGGUCCAAAAGGAGAAAAGGGAGAGAAAGGUGAAGCACAAUCUUUAGCCACAAUCUAUCAUCUUGUUAAUCAGGCUUGUGAGCGCUUAAUUCAGUCUCAUGUGUUAAAGUUUGACUCAUUCAUCCAUGAACAUUCACGGAAGCCAGUUCCUAUUUGGGAGGAUAGACUGAAGGUUGGAGAGCCUGGGCCACCUGGUCUUCCUGGGGCCCCUGGCAUGAAAGGAGAAAGAGGAGAAGUUGGGAUGCCUGGACAGCCUGGCAGAGACGGAUAUCCUGGAGAAAGAGGUGCUUCUGGACCUAAGGGGGAGAAAGGUUCUCCUGGAUCAGGUGAGGAAGGCUCUCAAGGACCUAGAGGUCAAGCAGGCCCUGCAGGGGAAGAGAUGCUUGGCAAGGAAGGCUCCAAGGGAUCCCCUGGCAGCACUGCCCCCUCAGAGUUUCCUGGGGCUAGAGGUCAACUUGGAGAGCCUGGCCAUGGAGGUGGUUGUGUCCUUUCAAGAUGCUAUGAAGAAAGUACAAGAGAUGCAGGGUUCAUCCCCUAAUGGUUGAUGUACAGGAUGUUGCAGACUGACCCUUGGCUUUCCAGCACCCCGCCGCAAACUGCUAUUUACUUAAAGGACAGCUGUGACUUGAAGAUUCAUACUCCCCCCCCCCCAUAAAACGGCAUCGUUCUUGUUUUUCUGUUUGUGUUUCAGAGCAAAAUUGCCAAGACUGCCUACAUAUAAUAGUCAAACCUGCUUGGAAGUGCAUCUCUGCGCCUUGUUAUUUGUCACAAGCACUUUAUCUUGCGUAACCUGUCGGGGUCAUAUACUCUGCAGGAUGGUUAAAACCAUACUUCUGAGGAGCAACUAAGCUCCUGGGAAGGGCGUCUGGGAGGCUAUUGGAUGCUGUGGAGUUCCCUCUCUCCACUUGGAGGGAGAAGACCGAGGUCAAAGGACUCCCCAGUCUAGUGGUGGAAAUUUCCUCUGCUGUUGCUUAUCUAAGGAUGGUAAGGUCAAAAAAGGGGCAUGGACAGGGCAGAUCACGGGAGGCACUGGCUGGAUCCCCUAGAUCCAAAGCCUCCUCAAUUCAUUGAGCUUUUCUUU
This is a messenger RNA of Rhineura floridana, 2891 nucleotides long. Its product is annotated as collagen alpha-1(XX) chain-like. Lineage: Eukaryota; Metazoa; Chordata; Lepidosauria; Squamata; Rhineuridae. The transcript has 25 exons. Gene Ontology annotation, molecular function: protein binding. The record is from RefSeq and is a predicted model, not a curated record. The coding region runs from base 21 to 2348 and encodes 775 amino acids.